Aspergillus wentii DTO 134E9 is the source of this 2955-nucleotide messenger RNA. Its product is annotated as putative cell morphogenesis protein Sog2. The record is from RefSeq and is a predicted model, not a curated record. Lineage: Eukaryota; Fungi; Ascomycota; Eurotiomycetes; Eurotiales; Aspergillaceae. Bases 1 to 2955 code for a protein of 984 amino acids. Gene Ontology annotation, molecular function: protein binding. The transcript is spliced from 4 exons.
AUGUUGUCCACAAUGGUUCGCCCGGAGGAUACCAUCCGAGUACCUCGUCCAUACCGUGGAGAUACCGAUGACGAUGAUGGAAGUAGGGGAACGCCAGAGCCAAUAUUUCCUCCUCUUCCGCUGAAUGAUGACGGACCGCCUAGAAAUGAAGACGAAUCUAUAAAAAGUAAUGGGUCUACAGUCGAUAGUUCUGGUAGCAGCAAGCAUCAUUCAGGGCCGAGAUUGCUUUUGCCCGAGGAGAUAAUCGAACUUGUUCGCCGUGCAGUUGAAAACGGAAUACAAGAGACCAAACGCUCUUUGGCAGGAAGCGAGGCUGUUGGUGAUGUUGUCAAACCGAAGCUGACUAUUAAUAUUGGCCACUCCAACCUGGGCCAUAUUCCCGAGGCGGUGGUCGAUAUCAUCAAAGACGAAGUUGAAAGACUCUCUUUGUCGACUAACCACAUCUUUCACAUCCCCCAUAGAUUUGCGGAAUGCUCUCACCUGCGGUACCUUAACAUCAGAGAAAAUGUUUUCCGUGAAUUUCCAAAAGGAAUCUACAAAUUACCACACCUCGAAAUAUUGGAUCUCAGCGGAAACAAGAUUAAACAUUUACCGGAAGACAUAAAGAAAUUAACUUCACUGCGUGUCUUGUCGGUGAUGCAAAAUCGCCUAGGAGAACUACCGCUUGGACUCUCUGAUAUGAACAAGUUGCAGAUUCUGAAGGUCGCUGGGAAUCCUUUGCGGUACCCCCUGCGACGGGUCUUAGAAAUUUCAGAAACGGAAAUUGCUCCAUCCUUCAUGUCCGACAAUGAGAAAGAAGUUGCGGUCACUGCCGAAUUGAAGAAAUUCUUGAAGACCCGCCAGCCUGCCGCUCUUGAGAUGGAAAGUAGCAGUGAGGCGAGUGAGGGUGUGUUGGAUACGCCCAAGCCAGUUAAGCGUGGAUUAAGCAGUCGUUUCCCCGUGAUUCCAAGCACUGGCGAAGGCGCCUCCGGUUCCAGGUCACCGUCGCUGUCGCGCCCCCCGCCUAUCCCGAUAAAAUCCCAUUACCGCAUUGCCUCUGGGCAGAGUACCAGCUUUCAAAACAACAUCAUCCAGCGACCUGGUGUGACCCCUCUUCCAGGGGUGAAUGAACGCAAUCGGAGCAAUAGUGAGGGCAUAAUCCAAGCCUCCCUCGCCGCGCGCAGUAAGCGCAUGGGCGUCAUCCGGAAGAACACUGAUUUAGGUACUCUGGACGAAACACGGCCAUACCGAAACAGUCAUUUGCGGGGACUUAGUCACGGUUCCCUCCUAAGAACAAGACCAUCCGGCGCCGCGAAUUCUCAUAGCCCAAGUAGCCCAAGGGAUCGCAGGCGCUUGAAAGAUGGAUUCGUCAACCGGAUGUCAAGCCUACCAGAGCACAAGGGCGAGAAAGAAGCGGGGGAGCCCAUAAUUGACUGUGCUAGGGGCAUACUAUUCGCUCUUGUUCAAGUCCAGUCCCAUGUGACUGCUUUGAUAAAUGUGAUCAGAAGUGACGAUUCUCGGGGGAACAAUCUUGAACUUGUUUUCUACAAUGCCUCCACACAUGUAGAGCGACUCAACGAUGCUCUGGAUAAAGCGGAAAAUAACCAGACUGAUGACCCAGACCUGAGGAGGUUGUCCAAUGAUAACGUCAAGCAGGAAUGUAUGACGUGCAUCAUGGUCUACACUCAUGUUGGCACGCAACUCCGCAAUAGUCUUGACAAGAUCGUUGCCAACGGCGACUCGCGCUACGUGCGCUCGUUGAUGCUUAUGAUGUAUGGCAGUGUGGCUGAACUAAGGAAUGCCUGCACAAGCCUUGGAGCUCCGCUACAACCCCGCAAACAACUGUCCAUUGGCAAGCUUCCUAUUCCAGAAAUAACCAAGGAACCGGCUGGCCCGGAACGGUUUGUUGGGCCAACAGUGACGCCAACAAGGGGAGAUAAUUCGUUACCAAUGCGCCGAUUCCGCAGCGACACAACGGUUCAACACCCUCAGAUUACAAUGAAUGGUCCAUUGCCAGCGUCAUCAAAUUAUCAAUCCGCAGUCAGUUCGCCUGGAUUUGGCUCUACACCCUUCAGCUUUGGACAACGAAGUCGAUCAAGCAGCAGAUCUAAUCUCAUCAAUACGUCGGUACCAUCCUCACUUGCAACGCCUCGUUCGGGAGAGACAUUUCCACCCAUACCUAGCUCGGUUGUUCCUCGGAUAAACCCUCUGACCGGACUAGACGAAAUAGAAGAGGAACGCAUCUUCGAGAAGAUCUUUUACCAGCUCACAGCGGCCUACACGGCUGCUCUCCAAGCGCUACCUCUGGCCCGUCGUCAGUUUAUGCGAUGUCUCGAGGUAGCAGAACAGGCACGAGGAUCUGAAGGCAUUCAGAUGCUUUGGAAUAAUCUCAUCCGCCGUUGUCGUGUAUGCUUGGAAGUAUCGGAGGCACUUGGUCUCCGCCUAUCCAACAUGAAGGUCAAGGAGCCAGGAGGGGGAAUGCGGAACCAUCGAGAGUUCUGGCAACUCUGCAAAGGCUUCAUGCAGUCCUUUGUUGAUCUAGUGACCGAUAUGCGAGAGGUCAAAAGCAUGCAACUUCUCCCUCCCGAUAUUGUCAUCAUUCUUCGUCCAGUUCAGAGGGCAAGUAGAGAGGCCGGUCGAUUGAUCGAAACGUCGCCCUGGUCGUAUCUUGCAGACAUGGCGUCGGCGAAUGCGCCACCAAACAUUUACGGUCCACCUCUGCAGGCACCACAUUCGCAGAAUCCGUCGUCUAUGUCCACACCGAAUGGAUUUCAAAUCCACUCAAGUCUGUCCCCCCAGACUAUGGCGAUCCCCGCAACUCCCCUAAGUGCUGCUCUCGGCCCUGCUGCACAAGCAACCAUACCAACCACACCGGCAAGUGCGUACAGUGACAAAUUUUUUGAGGGAGAUGUCUUCCAAAGAGCUGACUCAUUACUUUCAAUGCCAAAUCAAACGCCAUUUUUCACACGCCGGUGA